Messenger RNA from Pelobates fuscus (common spadefoot toad), 2815 nucleotides. RefSeq names its product WD repeat domain 43 (gene WDR43). Gene Ontology annotation, biological process: maturation of SSU-rRNA from tricistronic rRNA transcript (SSU-rRNA, 5.8S rRNA, LSU-rRNA). Gene Ontology annotation, molecular function: protein binding. The transcript has 18 exons. The record is from RefSeq and is a predicted model, not a curated record. Gene Ontology annotation, cellular component: nucleolus. Lineage: Eukaryota; Metazoa; Chordata; Amphibia; Anura; Pelobatidae. Bases 41 to 2026 code for a protein of 661 amino acids.
GCUCGGUCCAGGAACACGUGGCUGCGAACUGAGCGGAGACAUGGCGGCGGCAGCGGGCGGCCUGCACGAGCUGCUCCCCCCUCCCUGCGCCUUCUCCCCGCCCGGCCAGGGGCUGCUGGCUCUCUCCGGGCAGGACGGUACCAUCCGGGUGUGGGACACGCAGGGCGGCGGGCUCAGGCGGGAGUACGUACCGUCAGCCCAUCUCAGCGCGACCUGUACCUGCUUGGCCUGGGCCCCGGGCCGGACUGACAAGGAAAGCCAUCAGAAGAAGAAAAGGAAAGGGGAAGCUGUGGAACAAGAUGAACAAUAUGAUCUUCUCGCCAUUGGCACAGCGACCGGGACGAUUUUAUUAUACAAUAUAGUUAAAGGAGAACUGCAGAGCAAACUGGUUGGGGGUCAUGAAAGCAGAGUAAACUGUAUCCGGUGGAAUCGGGGAAACGGUAGCUUGUAUAGUUGUUCAGAAGACAAACACAUUGUGGAAUGGAACACACAGACCUGCAAAGUAAAAUGCAAAUGGAAAGGGGACAGUGGGAGCGUCAGCAGUUUGUGCCUCAGUCCAGACGGCAAGAUGCUGCUCUCAGCUGGAAGAACCAUCAAACUCUGGAACCUGGACACCAAAGAAGUCUACAGGCAAUUUACUGGCCAUUCAUCUGCAGUCAUGUCCUUGAUGUUUGUGACCACACCAUCGUCCAGCGAUUCUCCGUCACAUGACACGACCGGAUUAUAUUUCCUGUCUGGUGCAAUGUAUGACCGGUUGAUCAGCGUAUGGCACGUUAAGACUGGGAAAAAGGAGAAAAGUGCAGCCAUGUCCUUCACGCUGACAGAAAGUCCUGUGUGUGUGGACCUCACUCCUUCAAGGAGCAAAGAGGAGCCACUGAAGUUGUCAGUCGUAUGCAGAGAUGGCCAGCUCCAUUUAUUUGAACAUGUUUUGAAUGGAAACCACAGUAAGCCAUUCACACCAACGUGUACGAUACAGAUUGCGAGUUCUGGAAAUGAUAAGGAUGCAACUCCAAAGCCUGUUCCCAUCCAUGCUGCCAAGUUCCUGCCAGACAGACAAUCCAUCCUGCUCUAUUACGGGAACACGAUACAGCCAGUCAUUGAAAAACUGGUAUUGAAGACAGAUGAGCCUCACAUAUGCCUUAUCAGGGAUAUCCAGAAGGCCGUAUCUCUUCGAAAAGACUUACCAGUUACAAAAGUGAAAACUCCAGUCGUAAAUUCCGACAGCAAAGUCUUGGUCCCAGGGAUCCCUGGUCAUAGCUCGAUAGUACCGACUGCUGCUUCCAUAACAAGGAAACAGGAUGGCAAGAGGAAACCAGGAGACAAAGAGGCCACUAUCGAGGAUCGAUUGGAUGCCAUGGACAUUGACACAUCCAAGCAGCAGAGUAAAGGUGGACUUCCACAGGCAGACAACUUUGCCGUUCUCCUGGUGCAAGGCUUGGAAAGUAAUGACUCCGCCAUCUUGAAUAAAGUCUUCCCGUCCAAGAACGAGAACUUAAUUCGAAAGACCGUGGCCAAGAUUCCGGUUUAUGCGGUUAUUCCCCUCGUGAACGAGAUUACCAGAAGAUUACAAGGGAACCCUACAAGUGCCCUACAGAUGGUGAAAUGGUUAAAAGCCGUGUUUGUUUCGCAUGCUUCCUAUCUCUCCACGCUCCCUGAUCUGGUUCCCCAACUUGGCACAUUGUAUCAGCUCAUUGAGAGCAGAGUCAAAACCUUACAGAAACUGUCACGGCUUAACGGCAAGCUGUACCUGCUGGUCACACAGGUUGCUGCGUACGAGAAAGCUCAGCGCACUCAUGUAAAUCAAGAAGCGAAGCUGGUUUAUGAAGAAGAAUCUUCAGAAGAGGAGUCUGAAGAAGAGCUUAUUGCAGAGCAAGAGUCGGAUGAUAAUUGGGAAGAAGAGGAGGGUGAGGAUGAUGAUAAUGCAGAAUCCGGAGAAGAAGAGUCGGAGGAUGACCAAGACAUGAACGUUGAUAAAGUAAAUGGGGAUUCUGACCAGGACCUGGAUAAUGAAAGCGAAGAGGAGUAGCUUUCAGCUUUUGGAAAACUAUAGAAUCCGGACCUCAGAACCACUUUAUCGACGGAGACUAAGCUUCUCCAGGAGCCGGCCACAUUUCAGCCUCCAGAAUGUUAACUGUAAACUGCCUUUCUUAACUCCCCCCCCUGCGAGAGCCCAGUCCCAUUCCACAUUUCCCCCCCGUCUUUUGAUUGAAGAGCCAUGUUCUAUCUGCGGACAUAUCAUUUUGUGUUUGGAAUAAAUUGCCGCUACCAUUGUAGGUAUAAAAAAAAAAAAAAAAGUUGGUGUUAUUUCAGGUUUUUGCUCUUUAACCACCGGCGUAAAAGAUGGCGUUCAUCACGUGACACUUGUACAUUUAACUGGUAUAGACCUGGCUGUCUGUACGAGAUUUAAGAUAAUAUACUUUCCCCUGAAGUGUAAUUUUCAACUAUUUCAUUAAAUAAGACUGCUGUUUUUUGGGGUAGGGCUGGACAAAAGGUUUGUGUAAUGGUUCCUUUUUUUUUUUUUUUUUUUUAAAUAAAAAUGGGAUAUAUGCAGCCACCUUGAAUUUGAUUGUCAAAAUGCAUUUGGAUCCUUGCAAAAAUGCAAUUUAAUUUUUUGUUCUAUAUAUAUAUUUUUUUGAAUACAGCAAAUACUCCUAUUAUUGGCGGAGGCAAAGUGCCGACCAGUGUCUAUAAACAAAUAUGUUUGGAAAUUUUGUGCAGAGCAUUUCUAACAGAGUCCGUGUAUGAUUUUUCUUUAUUCAUUAAACCUAGGAUUGUUUAAUUCUGGUCCCACUUAUUUUUACACCUGGAAUUGUUU